AAUCAUUCAUCCUGACCUCUUGAAGAAAUCACUAGGGUUUUCCGGAAGAACAGCAGCGCCGUAUUCUCUGUCCUCUGAAAGGUUUCUCAGACGAACCAACCAAAAAUGGGACACUCUAACAUCUGGAACGCUCACCCUAAGAACUAUGGUCCUGGAUCUCGUGCUUGCCGAGUUUGCGGCAAUCCUCAUGCAAUUAUUCGCAAGUAUGGACUGAUGUGCUGCAGACAGUGCUUCCGUAGCAACGCUAAGGAAAUCGGUUUCAUCAAGUACCGUUAAACAGCUGAAGUUGUGUUAUGGAUUCAUGGCAGAAGCUGUUCCGGAGAUCUUAUAUACUAAGCUAUUGAUGAAAUUUUAAAAUUUUGACUUGAAAACUGUAGACUUACGAAAUCAUUAUGUGUCUUUAAAUUUUGUUAUCGAAUGUAGUUGGUUUAGAUUCUUGAGAACUUGGCAUUUAUUAUGCUUCUUUAGUAAAUGUAUUGGUUGCUUUAUUUUAAUCUUGUGCUUGGAAA
Messenger RNA from Chenopodium quinoa (quinoa), 509 nucleotides. Its product is annotated as 40S ribosomal protein S29. Gene Ontology annotation, cellular component: cytosolic small ribosomal subunit; ribosome. The record is from RefSeq and is a predicted model, not a curated record. Gene Ontology annotation, molecular function: structural constituent of ribosome; zinc ion binding. The transcript has 3 exons. The coding region runs from base 106 to 276 and encodes 56 amino acids. Gene Ontology annotation, biological process: translation. Lineage: Eukaryota; Viridiplantae; Streptophyta; Magnoliopsida; Caryophyllales; Amaranthaceae.